AUGAGAUUGAUCCAGUGGAUCGGAUUUCUCUAUGCGUUGACAGCUUACGCUUUGUCUUUGCAAAGCACGCCUACAGCGAGCGACGCUGCUCGAGCAUCAGCUGCCCAGGCUAACUUGCCCUUCUAUACGGUUUGUCUCGCUGACAUUAACACAAAUAUGCCUGCAUACAGUUCGUAUAUGGUGGAUAACAACAGGCAGCUUCCUCCGGCGGUUGCAAAUUACUACUUUCACGCUGUUACUCUCGCGAGUACAGCCGAUUUAGAAGCAGACAUUGCAAAUUCGUUUCCCUUUACAGAGUUCCAAACGUUUAUCACCCAGUUCCCAUGGUACGACUCCCUAAAGCAGAAAGCCUCCGUGUCCACCGUAUACCUGCCUCAAGACUUCAUGACCAGCUCGAUCCCGACAAGUGGCCGCCAGACCACAGUAACGGCAGCGACUACAACUGGUCAAACCGCUUCAAGUGAUAAUCAUUCAGCAACUGAGAACAAAGCCGUAAGUAUCAACCCAAGCCUUUUUGCUCUGAUUUUAGCAGUCUUUGGAGCUUUUCUUGCCUAA
Messenger RNA from Torulaspora globosa, 555 nucleotides. It is a transcript of the gene AFB1, whose product is annotated as Afb1p. The transcript has a single exon. Lineage: Eukaryota; Fungi; Ascomycota; Saccharomycetes; Saccharomycetales; Saccharomycetaceae. Bases 1 to 555 code for a protein of 184 amino acids. The record is from RefSeq and is a predicted model, not a curated record.